Molecule: messenger RNA, 8501 nt
Organism: Ictalurus furcatus (blue catfish)
Lineage: Eukaryota; Metazoa; Chordata; Actinopteri; Siluriformes; Ictaluridae
Gene: slc4a3
Product: solute carrier family 4 member 3
Exons: 24
Coding region: 1502-5176 (1224 amino acids)
Biological process (GO): monoatomic anion transport; transmembrane transport; bicarbonate transport
Cellular component (GO): plasma membrane
Molecular function (GO): solute:inorganic anion antiporter activity; monoatomic anion transmembrane transporter activity
Source: RefSeq, a predicted model, not a curated record
UCUCAUAUGGGAAAGAACAAAAUCUCGAUGUUCUUCAUGAUUAAGUUACCUGGAUCGUGCUAGAUGUAACCAGAAGGCUGCCACACUUGCCUUCUGUGCCUACCUAUUACUAUUGCUGGCUAACUACUCGUGGAUGCCUGGGCGAACUCGACACAAUGGGGGAGGAAUUGGCUGAACACCGCUGUUUCAUCUCGCGCAACCUGUCAGUGGUGGUGUUGACCGUGCCGCUGAACAGGCCAGAAGGUUCAACAGGGGUAUCCAGCAAGGAGACCUUAUCCUUAUCCCCCACCUCUGAGAGGUUGAGCCAUAGGUACCUCUCCACCACAACUAAGCUACCAAUUAAACAGCCGAUAUGACGAGCCGUUUGCUUGGUCGCCCAGAGAGACAAAUCCAUGGCACGGUGAAGCUCCGCCACUGUCCAAUUCCAUCCCCGCAAUUGAGGUUACUCAGCAGGUCUGCUUGGUAGGGCUGCAACACUGCCAUUGUAUGCAGUGACCCACAAGCGAGACCUGCUGCCACAUAAGCUUUGCCAACCAACGCUGAGGAGGCCUUACAUGGCUUGGAUGGCAAAGCCGGCCUCCCUAAAUUUCCUGCCGUCAGUGGAGAGAGGUACCUCGCAAGCGCCUCCUCCACCUUUGGCAUAGCCAAAUACCCAUGCUGUUCUUUUCCCACAAUGGCCAAACAAUCCGACCUCACGGGGUUAUAAACACGGCUAGUGAAUAGUUUUCCCCAAAAGCGCGAUAUUUCAUCAUGCACUUCUGGGAAAAAGGGUAAUUUUCUGUGGUGUGAGGGAGAUUUAUAUUCAGUGAGGAGAUAGUGCUCAUCCAGCCUGCUAUGAGCCAUUUCCUCUUCCCUGGGCCAGUCUAGAUUAAGUUUCUCUACAGCCCUAGUAAUCACAAGAUCACGCAACGUUGAGUUCUCUUUGAAAGGGAACAUGCAUUUAACCAAUUUAAAAAUGUGUUGAGCUGUCUCAACAACACAUCAUUUUCAGUUGCUUUGCUGACAAAGACUGGAUAACAGGAUUGAAAUGACCAGAGUUGAGUGACCUUUCACAUCACUGAAAAUAAAGAAGAAAGAAGUUUUUUUUCCCCUUCUUCCCUUGAUUUACCGUGAAUAUAGAUGAUGAAACCUCCUGCUGAACAUGACUUGUGGAAUAGUCAAUUGUUGAAUGUGUUCAGUGUGUCUGGAUGCCUGAAGGAGAUGACGACGCUGCGCAUCACGUGACUCCCAGACGUCAUUCUCACGCCUGUAGACGGCAGCAGGCGGUCGAGAGGCGGAGGACAGGAGAGUUCCUUCAUCAACAGCAGCAUGGAGCUCCCGGAGCCCUGCGCUCUCUGACCGCGCGUCUUCACACCUUUUCAGCCGAGACCACUGCCCAAACGCACACAUGCAGGUUAUGCCACCCCACAGGCUGACUGCAAACCCAACGGUCAAAGAGAAGGGCUGAUCUCAGACCCCCCCCACCCCCUGCACUCCUGCUGCUUUGCCCCUCCCUGUCCCCAUGGCGACAGGAGGCUAUGCCCCUGAGAAAGAUGUUUUGAUCAACCUGCAUCAGGUUCUGGCCGAGGAGGAGAAGGGCUCCACAGAAGGGCUGAAGGAUGAAGACUGGGACAGGGCUUUGUCUGUGGAGCGUUUUGGGGACAUCAUUACAGAGUCUGGCAUGAAUGGUGCAGACAAAAUGGGUCGCAGCUACAAUGAAAAGGACUUUGAAUACCACCGCCACACGUUCCACCACACGCACCACCCACUGUCCACCCACCUACCCCCACAGCGCUUCAGGAAGAGGGUGCUCAGCAUGGAGCGUCGGCGUAAGAAGAAACGCAGGAAAAAGAAGACAUCUAUGCCACCCUCUGACGUCACACCCACCAUUCAUGAGGUAGAUGAGGAGGAGGCAGAAUCCGAGUCAGAAGUGCAGGGCCAGGACACCACGCCCACUGAGCCCCCUGAACAACAGUUGCAGUUUAGUUUGGAAUGUGAGGGGGUGAUGAUGCCACCUCUUCCUCUCCCCACAUUCCACGUGGAGAAUGAGAGUCUCCCAAGCCCAGAGCUGCCCAUCACCAGAAAAGUACAUGAGGAGGAAGUACAUGACAAACAGGAAGAAGAAGAAGAGGAUGAGGAUGAAGAAGCAUUACAUAGGUUUAGUCCAUCUUUAGAGUUGGCCAGUGUCCCAACACUGGCCUGGUUCUGCCGGAAACCUGUCCACCGGCUGAGCGGAGCCCAGCGCACCAACUACGACCUGAGAGAACGCAUUUGCAUCGGCAGCAUGACUGCCAUGGAGACAGCCGUUUAUCAGAAAGUGCCCACGGACGAAGCAGAGGCUCAAAUGCUUGCCACUGUUGACCUGGAUGACAUGAAAAGUCACCGGUUUGAAGACAAUCCCGGAGUAAGACGACACCUGGUCAAGAAGUCAUCUCGAUGUCAGGUUACUCGGGCAAACAACGGCUCUCCUGCUCUAUCUAGCCUGAAGAAGAGGAAGAAGAUGGACAAAAAGACACAUGAGGUCUUUGUAGAGCUGAAUGAGCUGAUUGUAGACAAGAACCAGGAGAUGCACUGGAAAGAGACGGCUCGCUGGAUCAAGUUUGAGGAGGAUGUUGAGGAAGAUACGGACCGCUGGGGCAAACCUCAUGUGGCCUCACUGUCCUUCCGGAGCCUGCUUGAGCUCCGCAGGACCAUCACACAUGGUGCCAUAAUGUUAGACCUAGACCAGACUACGCUUCCUGGAAUUGCGCACCUCCUGGUGGAAACCAUGAUUAUCUCAGACCAGAUCAGAGCUGAGGACCGCGCCAAUGUGCUGCGUGCAUUACUGCUGAAACACAGUCACCCGAAUGAUGAGAAGGAGGGCCGUUUUCACCGAAACCAUUCAAUCACCAGCCUGGGCAGCUUGCGCCGUAACCACAACCAUGUUCAUGACACAAGCCUGCCACUAGUGGCCCAGGAUCAUGACACAAAAUCACCAGAGCAUGACAAAGAGAAAAACCUGCCGCCCGUUCCUGCAGAGGCACAUGCUGCAGCCAGAUCUAUGAAACUGCUGGCAAAGAUCCCCAAGGAUGCUGAGGCCACAGUGGUUUUAGUGGGCUGUGUCGAGUUUCUGGAGCAGCCUGCUAUGGCAUUUGUGCGCCUGAAUGAAGCAGUCCUGUUGGAAUCAGUUCUGGAGGUUCCAGUUCCUGUGCGCUUUAUUUUUGUGCUUCUAGGUCCAUCUCAGAAUAACAUGGACUACCAUGAGAUUGGACGUUCUUUCUCAACACUUAUGUCUGAUAAAAACUUCCAUGAAGUGGCCUACUUUGCUGAUGACCGUCAGGAUCUGCUGAAUGGCAUUAAUGAGUUCCUGGACUGCAGCAUUGUGAUUCCGCCCUCAGAUGUAGAGGGCAAGGACCUGCUGAAGACGGUGGCCUCCUUCCAGAAGCAGAUGCUACGCAAGCGCAAGGAAAGAGAGAAUAAAAAGUGCAUGAGCGGAGUGGCAGGACCUAACCAGGAGACCAAAUAUCUCAACCAAGAUGAGCAGGAGGAUGAGGAACUGGAGGUGGACCCGCUUAAACGCUCUGGGAUCCCAUUUGGAGGACUGAUCCAUGAUAUUCGCCGCCGCUACCCACACUACAUAAGCGAUCUGAAGGAUGCUGUGGAUACGCAGUGCAUUGCCGCUGUCAUUUUCAUCUACUUUGCUGCCCUCUCACCAACCAUCACUUUUGGAGGACUGCUAGGGGAGAAGACUCAAGGUAUGAUGGGAGUGUCUGAGCUCAUUAUCUCAACAUCAGCAGUCGGGGUGCUGUUUUCCCUGCUGGCAGGACAGCCACUGCUCAUUAUUGGCUUCUCAGGGCCUCUUCUGGUGUUUGAAGAGGCCUUCUACAAGUUCUGUGAGGCACAGGGCAUUGAGUACCUCACAGCUCGAGUGUGGAUCGGCUUCUGGCUCAUUUUCAUUGUGCUGGUGAUCGUAGCGGCAGAGGGCAGCUUCCUUGUGCGCUACAUCUCACCCUUCACUCAGGAGAUCUUUGCCUUCCUUAUUUCCCUCAUCUUUAUUUAUGAGACCUUCUCCAAACUCUUCAAGGUAUUCCAUGAACACCCAUUGAUGAAGACCUACCCAGUCUCUCCAGGCUCUCCUGUGCUUGGACAACCAGAAUUAGAACAUCAGGGUCCACUUUUAAACCAGCCCAACACUGCCCUACUCUCACUUGUGCUUAUGGUGGGAACCUUCUUUGUGGCCUUCUUCCUUCGAAAGUUCCGCAACAGUCGCUUCCUUGGUGGCAAGGUCAGGAGAAUUAUUGGUGAUUUUGGCAUACCCAUCUCCAUUCUACUAUCUGUAAUAGUGGACCUCCUCAUCCCUGACACUUACACACAGAAACUGAACGUGCCCUCUGGUUUCUCGGUCACAUCUCCUGACAAACGAGACUGGUUCAUCAGCCCACUUGGAGACAAACAGGCCUUCCCCACGUGGAUGAUGGGAGCCUCCGUGGUGCCUGCCCUUCUCGUCUUCAUCCUCAUCUUUAUGGAGACGCAGAUCACAACGCUGAUAGUAAAUAAGAAAGAACGUCACUUGGUGAAGGGUUCAGGCUUCCACUUAGAUCUGCUGCUGAUCGUGACUCUGGGCGCUAUCUGCCCACUCUUCGGCCUGCCGUGGCUGACAGCUGCCACUGUGCGCUCUGUCACUCAUGUCAAUGCUCUGACAGUAAUGAGCAAAGCUACAGCUCCUGGAGAAAAGCCCAUGAUUCAGGAGGUGAAAGAGCAGAGACUGACUGGAAUGUGUGUGGCCAUACUUGUGGGCAUGUCCAUUGUGAUGACAGAUGUACUGCGGCAUAUUCCUCUGGCUGUGCUCUUUGGUAUUUUUCUGUACAUGGGCAUCACCUCCCUGACUGGUAUCCAGCUAUAUGAGCGCAUCACACUCAUGGUCACACCUGCAAAACACCACCCUGAUCACAACUAUGUCACUAAAGUGAAGACCUGGCGUAUGAACAUGUUCACCAUAAUCCAGCUGUUGUGUAUUGCACUCUUGUGGGUGGUGAAGUCCACUGUGGCAUCCCUGGCUUUCCCCUUUAUCCUCAUCAUGACUGUGCCACUGCGCAGACUCAUCCUUACUAGGAUCUUUGAGGAGAGGGAGCUGGCAGCUUUGGACGCAGAUGAGGAUUCGCCCAAUUUUGAUGAAGAUGGUCGUGACGAGUAUAAUGAGAUUCACAUGCUUGUGUAGACCUGGUCUCCAAUCACAGGAUAAACCGCCUGUAAAGGUGACACUAGCCAUGAUGUAUGAUGAUGUUAAACUCAGAUAGUCUACUCUCCUUCAGGAUUGUGUCAUGUGUAUAUUCAAACAUUGUACUUAUUCAAACAUUGUACUUAUUCUGUGUAAAAUGGAGAUAUUGAUGCCACAGAUUCACAGGAUUUAGAUACUGUAUGUGAUUGUUAUUCUAAUUUAUUUGUUAUAUAUUUUUAAAAAAAAUUUGUUCUGGUUCCUCAUAAAUGGUCUCUCUGAAACUUAAUGAUGCCCAGUGUUUUCUGGUUCGGGACAGUUGACUGUUUUAGCAGCAGUAACAGACCCUAAUUUUACCUCAUGAAGGGCUUGUUAAGAAGCUGAUGAGGUGAGUUCAUUGUGUUAGAGCAGGGAAAGUGCUAAAAUGUAAGGACUCGGGAACCAGAAUUGGGAAACACUACACCAUAGGUCCCAAAAUAGACCAUGCACCUUACAUUGAUGUAUAAAGUGAAACCCUGAAAACACCACAUAUACUGUAGGACCCCACUUCUGAUUUGCAUUCUCUUCUGUAGUGUAGGUACUGGCCACAGAAUCUGAAUGAUUUUCAGUAGUAGUAACAUUGAUCUGAGAACCCUCAGGGUGGUUCAUUUCAAACACAUUCUGUGCAAUUCCCUUUCUUUGUAUGCUGUAUGAUAUAAUGCUGUCAUGAAGACAUGAACUCUAAGUGAGAUUUCUUCUGAUUGAUCUAAUAUUUAAGCUUUUUAUAUUUGCUGUUAUUUAUUUGUGACAUUUAUUUGCCAUACUGCACAAUUACUUUGUAUUCAGAAAGCAUUUACUUGUUAAAUUUGCAUUGAUAUGGACAGUUCAUAAGAGAAGUGUUUUCAUAAGAGAGGUGUUUUCAUUAGCAUGGACUGAAAAAAGUUAGCACACCCUUAUACUUUUCCUAUACUAUUUCCUAUUUAUUUUGUGCUCAUAAUGUGAGACUUGUAUGCUACAUUUUUUUUGUUAUAUUUGAGUUAUUGUUUUAUUGGAACAGUUAAAGCCAUAGUGUACAUGAUUUGAAGAUGUAAUGUACAGAUUAUAAUGUUUAAUUAUAAAAUCAAUCUUAAUCCACUGAACUGACAGUGUAUAUGGGAGCAUUAGCAUUAGCAUUAGAGAUUGUACUGGAAGUGAGAGUGUUUGGUUCCACUGCAUUCUGCUACCAAAUCAGUGGAUGAGGGCAGAGGAAACUUUCUAUCAAACUUUAACUAGUUUAAAGGAAGUACAUGACAUUUAAAAUCCACAUUGUGCCACAGCCAACAAAUGAGCAGUCAAAUUUCUUUUAUCUGAUUCUUUAUCUUUUUACAUUAAAACAGUUUCCUCGGAGGACCUCAAAAACUCUGAGAAGGGUUCACUGAACUUUCAUCCAUACUUUUCAUAUGAACUGAAGUAUUAUUUUUCCUGUUUCAUAACACAUCUUGAGGCACAGAGCAUGCAGAGAGUGAAAAAAAUGCCCUUUAGACUGUAAAUAACAUCCUGACCGGUUCCUGUUGGUUGUGCUACAACACUGUGUACUUUACACAAAUCACACGACUAGGUUCAGUUUUCAAACACACCAUUGCACAGAAGUUUUCCUUUUCCAAUUUAACUCACAGGUUUUGGGGAUGGUGAAAUACAAACAUAAGGUAUUACUCUUAAGACCAAAUGCUGCUACCCAUUCAAACAGGUUGUCAGUUGUGAGACCACACAGAAGUUUGUAGGUUGGUUGUCCUCAAACUUCAAAACUAAGCACUAUAUUGAUGCCAAAAAUGUUAGCUUGGGUUUUCAAUUAUGAAGUAAGGAGAGUCACUUAGAGGGGGGGGGGGCCCAGAGUUGGACAGUAAUUACAGUACAGAAGGGUGAUUAGAGCAGUGGUGACUCAGUGGCUAAGGUUCAAAAGGUUCAAGACUUCAAAUUAGCUGGUGUGAAUCAGCGUUCAAACGAGUGCAUGCAUAGUGUCCUAUGAUGGACUGGUGUCUCAACCAGGGUGUAUUCAAAUCUCACGCCCAGAAUUCUUGGAUUAGGCUCUGGAUCCACUAUUAUCUUAACCCAAAAGGUUACUGAGGAUAAAUGAAUAAAUGAAUGUAUGGCAUGAGUAAUGCUUGGUGCUUGAUUUAGUUCUUAAAGAUCCAACACUGCCAUUAUGUUGCUCGUUUUCUAUCAUAUAUGCUGAACAUGUAAUGACCACUUUGGUCACGAAUACUUUACUGGAACUUUAGAAGUGAUCUGAUUUAGAGGUGAUCCUUUAGACUGAGCCAUAUUGUGGCUGUAAUAAUGUGUCUGCAGGCAGCUGUAAGAAUGACGCCAAUAGUACGUAGUGCUUGGACACAUCCUCAUAAAGGAAUGGUUUGAAUCAGCAGAGAUGGAUAGGGAACAAAAGGAGCUCUUAAACAGGCAUCUAUUGUCAUGAUGGCUGGCAUUUCUUAGGCAGUGGUGGUUACCAAGACUGCAGACUUGUUGCUUACUCAAGCAGCCUAAUGAUCUGCAGGGCUACUGUUCAGUGGGGAUGUUUAUAGGCUCAGUGCUUGGAGAGAAUACACCUGUGCAGACUGGAAAAUCAGAUACUUGUUCUUUAAACAUUUUCUGGGCCAUAGUGUGUGUGCAAGUGUGUGUCUGUCGGUGUGGACAGGCACAGGAAUGGUAGGAAAUAGAAACCAUUAAGUCUGGAAGAGAAUCCAAAGGUGUGUGGGUAGAAUGUGAGAAAAUAAAAGGCACAGACCCACUUCCUAUCUGUGGUUUUUCAGUUGCUGGAUCAUGAUCAUGAAAAUCAGAGAAUGGUCUAAUUGACUAAUGCCAUCCUAGUUGCAUGGCCCACCUACCCGAUUCCUUAAACGAUGUGCAUAUAACAUUAUGUCUGACUUUGCUUUCAGUUUUCUCCCAUCUCCUUCAUUGCAUUUGACACAGAAUGUGUGCUUCACUUACCAGAGAGCCCCACUUAGAGGGAAGUAAUGACAGUCGACCAAACCACAAUUUUACUGAACUCUAAAUAGUGCAUUACAUUCAGUGGGGAAGGAGUAGACAUAGAAUGUGGAGAGGGUUUAAUGGAAAGUCCUGUUUGUUUCAAAAACAUAUUUCCUGCAUUUUCACAAUAUCUUUAAAAUAAAACAUGAGUUCUCCAUGUUUCCUCCCUAAAAUUCCACUGACUCACUGAGCCCAGAUUUAAUUUAUGAAUAAUAGUCCAACUAUCCAAAUACUAUGCUCGUUAUUUGUAAUUUCCACCAACAGAACAUAUUAGCACAUCCAAGCUGAAAUUAUUUAUAGGUGACCAGUCAAACAGGCUAAUAACUGUAAGGACAUAAACAGUUUUAAU